CUGACAGUCAAAACUCAGAUCAAGAUACUCAUGAACCAAAUCACUCAUGCUGUGAUCAUACUGGUUGACAGCAGAUGCAUGAGCAGCUUGAUCAACUAUGCUUUUAUUGCCAAGCACCAAAUCCCCACAAGAGCCACUGCAGUCUCCAUUCUGGUCUACAAUGCCAAUGGGACCAAGAAUCAAGCUGGCUCGAUAACAGAAUCAAUCACUGAAUAUGUAGAGCUUAGACUCACUAUUGGUGAUCACUCUGAAUGGAUUGACCUGACAGUGACCAAUCUAGGAACCAAGAAAAUAUUUCUUAGUCAUGAUUGA
This is a messenger RNA of Guyanagaster necrorhizus, 312 nucleotides long. RefSeq lists its product as uncharacterized. NCBI's taxonomy places the organism in Eukaryota, Fungi, Basidiomycota, Agaricomycetes, Agaricales, Physalacriaceae. The transcript is spliced from 2 exons. The annotation marks the transcript as partial. The record is from RefSeq and is a predicted model, not a curated record.